Molecule: messenger RNA, 387 nt
Organism: Gryllus bimaculatus (two-spotted cricket)
Lineage: Eukaryota; Metazoa; Arthropoda; Insecta; Orthoptera; Gryllidae
Source: the annotation of a GenBank genome assembly
AUGCGCAUCUGGCGCGUCAAAAGCACUCGCCCGCGCGUGUGGCGGCGCGUCACGUCGCGUCGGAUGCCGCGGGCGGAUUACGCGCAGGCGAACCUGCACACCCGCUCGCCAGCGCCACCGUCGGCAAACGCGGUGACGUCGCGUGAAGAACAGCGCAAAAACAUUUUCGCUGAUUCACGCCCCGGAAGCCAUGCACAGGAAACUCAGGCGUGGCCGAACUAUGAUGGCCGCACCGAACAUAAAGUUGCGGGUUCACAACCAAGAGUGUUCUCGAUUCCUGCGCAGGAAACACUUGGAACUCUCUACUCGUUUGCGAGUACACACGCGGGCAAUUACGGAAGGGUCAAACCAAUGGAGGAGACGAAAAGCUGUCAAACCGUUCAAUAA